ACGAGCGGUCUAAUGACGUUUUUUUCAACAUUUUUUUUCAUUUACAUUUUAACAAUAUAUUUCGCUGCUGUGACGUGUAAGUACACGCAAUCAUUCAAUAGAAAAUUUUACACGAAUUUCAUGAUUGCAUCGUUCGAUGAUGAAACUAUUCUGAAAUCGAGAUGUUCAAUCCACUGAAUGUUAAAUUGAUAUAUUGUCGUGGAUCACUCAAUUUCAGAUGCAACAAAAUGCCGCAUACACAUUCAAAAAGAUAUGGAUGUUGACAAAUCGCCACUGGUUUUCACAGAAUCGAAUGGACGUCCGAAACUCGUAUAUCCAACUGCAGGCGAUGCAUCUCACCUUCAUUUCAACGAGGGAGAAAAAAUGUUCUUAUUAUGUCCUGGUCUAGGAUCGCAAGGAAAACCUAACAAUAAUAAAGAUUUCAAACCUAAAAAUUCGAAAAAACACGCCAGAAAAGAAACAUCGAGCCCGGACAAUAUAGUCAAGAGCGUGAAGAGCGUCAAAUGCCUGAAAAGCAACGAAGUCCAAUUCGACAGCGAAAUCGUGACUUUUAAAACUCUCUCGUGCGCACUGAAACCUGACCAAAGCAAUAGUCCAGUGCUGAAGAAGAUCGAGGGUAGAUGUUCGCGAGGCCACAAGUAUGCCAUCGGACACGAGCUGGGUAAAGAUAAAUUUUUGAAAAUCAUGGAUCUCUGUCACGACGAGCUGGCCGCGGAGACGCUCUGGUCGCACAGCGUCAUCCAACCGACACAGUCGCGCUCGUCUACGGACGUUUUUUGUCAGUCUUGCAGCCAAACGUUUAAAUUCAAGUCUGGUACGCUCUAUAAUGGACUGUCGAUGACUAAGGAAAAGAGAAGUCCCUAUGCAGUACCGAUUCAAGUUGCCAGUUUGAAUCGUAUUCUGGGUAACAGUAAUGGUAAAAAAUACGUUUUUAAGAGAAAAGGAAAACAGAUGUACUUGUCACGCGGGCAUUUAGUCGCACGAGGCGAUAAAAUUUUUAAAACUGAAAGAGAAGCCACUUAUUUUUACGCAAAUACCGUCCCCAUGUGGAAUACAGUAAACGAAGGAAAUUGGUUUAUCAUAGAAGAUUACAUUCGAAUUUUGUCGAAUGAAAAGAAACAUCCUCUGCACACCUGGACCGGUGGUUUCGAUGUCAUGGAGCUCGAAGACAAACCAAUCUUUUUGGGCGGUGAUAACAAAUUACCCGUGCCAAAAAUAUUGUACAAGUGUGUAGUAGACAAAAAAGCAGAAGAAUCCAUCUGCUUCUUAGUCGUCAACAAUCCUUAUUUGAAAGAAGGAGAAUUCACAAGUGGAGUUAAUUACAAAAAAUGCAAGGAAUUGGAAGAGUGUAAUCAGAUUUUUCCUGAUCACAGUGUAAUAAAAUACGGUCGAAUGUAUUGCUGCGGUUUGAAGGAUUUUUAUCGAAAAAAUGAGAAGCUACUGGGACUGGGUGAAAUUGAGAAGUUUUUAAAUUUUAAAACGAUGGAUCUAACGAAAUCGCACGUGGUACCUGUGAAGAGAAAACAAUCGAAAGAAAAACCAUGAAGAAUCCUGAAAUAAUAAAGUAUCGGGUAAUAUAUUUUUAUCAUAAGCGGGUUAGCGCAAUGAUAAAAGAACUUAUUAGAAAAUUUUUCAAUUAAAAUAUUUACCAAUAUGAUUUAUAACAUUUUAGUCAUAAAAUAUAAUUCUCUGUUAAUUGAGCAUAAUAAGCAACGCAAGCAAAAGUCAAAUCUUGAAAACCUGAUGAUAAUUUCGUGGACCCAACGAAAUGUAUCCGCCGACGCUUAUAAUCACACACGAUCUGCGUAUACGCGAGCAAAACACGAUAAAUAAUUGGCCGCUCGUUGAAUAAAUCUAUUCCUCGCUCGUGUACACACCGUCAGGUCAGAGACACACAUACAGAAAUGCAUAUAACGCAUACGUAUACGACUAAAUCUGGAUUAUACGAAACAGUCGCGCUCAGCGGCUCCGAGACUAACUUAGCUGCAUAAACCAGAUACGGGGGCUAGUAGUAGUGGUAGUAGUAGCUGCGGAAGGAUAUAAGGGAUCCUUAUAUAUACAGGACACACACACACAUACACACGGUGUAUGUGGAGUAUACACAUUCUACACGUUUAUGCAAACUUUGAAGACUGUCGGUGGCCACAAAUAUUCAAAUUAGGGGAACGAACGGCAUCUCGGCUCCGUAUACACACGCAUGUAUAUGCUAUACGUGAAGGUAUCGCGUGGCAUAGCCGCGCACCCGCACAUAUAACACAUUAUAUAACGUAACGCACAUCUCGUGUGUGUAAACGUAUAUAGGCCGAGUCGCGCAGAUAUGAAAACUUGAAAAUUUCACGCAUAUCCAAGCAGCAGCAGCAGCAGCAUCAAAGUCUCUACGCGUUCCACGAGUCCUCUGCGCGACAAACGUCGAGCGAAUAAUAUUUCGACUUUAAGUUUAGCCGAGAAGAGGAAGAGGAGGAGGAGGACAACGACGAAUAUUUACAUUAUAGAUCUAUAUACACCCGGCUGGGUACGUGCGUUUGGCAGUAACACACGAAGUCAAGUCAAUACACACACAGACAGACACUCAGAAGCUAUAAUUAAUGUUGGAGAGCAGCAGCUGAGAGAUAAACGCGUGCGACUGCAGUGCAGCAGCAGCACACACACACACACACACACACACACACACACUCGAAGAUGCCAGUGGAAGAUGGUACAAGUGUGGCUAUGGCUCGACUGCGGCUAUCGCGAUCGUAUAAGAUUAAACUAAUUGCCCAAGACUCUCGUCGUCGUCGUCGCUUUGUCGUGUGUUUCUGUCUGUGUGCCCGGGCCAUCGCAUGCGAUAGAGAGGAGCUUCGAGCCGCAAGUAGGAAGGACAUUGUUAAGGGCAUCUCGUACGCAAAUGUACGGAAAUCCACCGAGAUAUCUCUAUCCUCCUCCUGACUCCUCCUCUCGAGGGGUCUAGCGUGGUCUUACAUAAUACACGUCAGUGCUGAGCAAAGCUGUAUAUUGUAUUAUGUGUACGACGCGUCCGAUGCACACACACAAAAUAUCUAUACACUUGUACGCGCGCGAAACACGUCUAUAGACAGCAUCGAAAUUGCUAAUUUGAUCCUUAACCCAUUUACCCUUUUUAGUAGUGUGUAUCGUGGACUGUACUACGCUGCAUCAGCAGCAGCUAUAUAGUAGCGCCUCGCCACAUCGUUGUAGUAUAGUGAACGGAAACUCGAAGAGAGAUAAUGUAGGUGAAGCAGUCUGCCUCGUGAAAACCCUUCGGAUAUAUAUAAUGUAACGUCGAUUAAGAUUUCAUAGCUGUGCAUGGCGCUCGAGUGCAGCCGCCUACUCCGCCGAUCGGGCAAGAACAGCGAAGCUAUUCAGGAAUAUAUAGAUCUAAUAUUAUAUAUAUUGACCAUUUCGUUUUUUAUCAUACGCGGAGUAGCAGCACCG
Trichogramma pretiosum is the source of this 3429-nucleotide messenger RNA. RefSeq lists its product as uncharacterized. Gene Ontology annotation, molecular function: metal ion binding; RNA endonuclease activity; nucleic acid binding. Gene Ontology annotation, cellular component: nucleus; mitochondrial inner membrane. Gene Ontology annotation, biological process: apoptotic DNA fragmentation. The transcript has 2 exons. Bases 253 to 1545 code for a protein of 430 amino acids. Lineage: Eukaryota; Metazoa; Arthropoda; Insecta; Hymenoptera; Trichogrammatidae. The record is from RefSeq and is a predicted model, not a curated record.